Molecule: messenger RNA, 2849 nt
Organism: Branchiostoma belcheri (Belcher's lancelet)
Lineage: Eukaryota; Metazoa; Chordata; Leptocardii; Amphioxiformes; Branchiostomatidae
Product: E3 ubiquitin-protein ligase NRDP1-like
Exons: 9
Coding region: 110-1120 (336 amino acids)
Biological process (GO): regulation of canonical NF-kappaB signal transduction; protein K63-linked ubiquitination; positive regulation of JNK cascade
Cellular component (GO): plasma membrane signaling receptor complex
Molecular function (GO): ubiquitin protein ligase activity
Source: RefSeq, a predicted model, not a curated record
CCGGUGUGUAUUCACCAACGCAUGCGCACUUUAUUGGUCAUCCUGAUUCAGAAAACUGGACGGCAGCGAAAGUUUUGGCUCAAGAAAUGGUCGAAUUUUGAGGUGAGCCAUGGGUUACGACGUGAACAGAUUUGAAGGGAACGUAGACGAGGAGUUGUUGUGUCCGAUCUGCGGAGGUGUGUUGGAGGAACCGGUGCAGGCACCGCAAUGUGAACAUGCCUUCUGCGUCGCAUGCAUACAGGAGUGGCUGUCUAGACAGCACACAUGUCCGGUAGACCGUCAGACGAUCACGCCGUCGCAGCUCAAGCCUGUCCCCCGCAUCCUCCGUAACCUGCUCUCCAGACUCUACAUCAAGUGUGACAAUGCCAACUUUGGCUGCACACAGGUUGUAAAACUAGACCAGCUUGCAUCCCACCUGGAUGAGUGUGAGCACAACCCAAAGAGACCUGUGUCCUGUGAGCAGGGCUGUGGCCUUGUUAUUCCAAAAGAUGAGUUGAAGGACCACAACUGUGUGAAGGAGCUGCGAGCGGUGGUGUCCCAGCAGCAGGUCAAACUCAGUGAAUUCCAGAGCGAGCUUACCGAGCAGAAGAGGAUGAUCCAGGACCAGAAGCGUGAGAUCCAGAUGCUGAAGGAGUACAUGCGGGCCAUCCGCGCCUCCAACCAGCCCCUCACCAGAGCCAUCGAGGACCAGAUGGAGUCUGACGAGGUGGGUGCAGUACCGCCUCUUGUUGGUAGGAGGUGCUUGAGCCAGGAGGUGUUGCGGUGGGUGCGAUCGCUGCAGACGGCACGCGUGACGCGGUGGGGAGGGAUGAUAUCCACACCUGACGCUGUGCUACAAGCUGUAAUAAAAAGAUCCCUCCUGGAUAGUGGGUGUCCUGCCGGAAUCGUUGACGUCCUCAUGGAGAAUGCUCACGAACGCAACUGGCCGCGUGGGCUGAGCACGCUGGAGACUCGGCAGAUGAACCGCCGAUGUUACGAGAACUACGUGACCAAACGGAUCCCAGGGAAGCAGGCGGUGGUGGUCAUGGCCUGCGAGAACCAGCACAUGGGACCAGACAUGGUCCUGGAGCCUGGACUGGUCAUGAUAUUUGCUCAUGGAAUAGACGUUACUGAUUACUAAACUGGUGCGGCAUGGAAAGAUGGGAAAAAGUUCAUGACACCUUGAUUUGGAUGGUAUAUGGAGUAUUUAGUUAUUUUCAUAUGGAACACAGUGACGGGGGGGGCAUAUAUAUAAGUUAGUGUGGAGCAAAAGUAGGUGGUAUUGUGUGUGUGCCAAAAUUAUGAUAUAUAUUGCUAUUUACCUCUAUUUAAGCAAACAAUAACGGUUGGAUAAAGAUAUUAUAUUUACUAUUGUUUUGUUAUGCAACUGUUUUGGGCAGGUACAUCCAAAUUAUAAGGUGUCUACUAUACAUUGUUUGGACAUGGGGAAGUUAGUAGGAGACGGGCUCUGGUCAUGCAUUUCUGAAAAUCUGAAUAACAAAGAUUUACCUGAAGGAUACCAUAUUAGAUGCAAGCCUAAAAAUUCCCCCUUGUAUCGCUUGCAUGCAUAUGUCACAAGUUUAUACAUGUAUUUCAGUACACAUUUGCAUUGCAAAAUGCUCUUCAUAUCAACAUUUUCCACCGUCAGACAACAUACACAGACAAAAUCUUCUCUCACACCCUCAUAAAUGCAGGAAAGAAACUUGGAUAUUGGUGAUAUGAUAACUGAACUGUAAAUACAACAUGUAUUCUGUAUCACCCAAGGUACCAGAUAACCACAGGUCAGAUCACGGCCGAUAAAAAAAAAGCAUUUCAAUGCGAAAUGUCAUUUUUGGGGCAACUUAUUGCAAUACUGUAUGUUUCCAUGACUGUCCCAUUGCUUCUAUAUGUAAUAUAUAUGAUAUUAUAUGUACAUUUAUCACUUUACAAAAUAUGCAAUGCCUACAUCUUUGCCUACUUGCUCUUAUGGUGCCAGUCAACACAUACUGUAUGUUUGUUUGUUCUGUUUAUUUGUCAAACAAACAAACACAUACUGACACGUGUCACUUACCUUGUUAUACCUACAGUUUAUAGAAGCUUUUCUAUUUAUUAACCAUCUGGUACAAAUUACAAUUACUUUCCUCUACAAGUUUCUUUCUCCAACUUUCAAAAUGAUGUAAGUUAUACAAUUUAAUAUCCUAGAACAAUUCAGUUUUUACGAAGUCUCUAUACAUCUACCAGUGACAAUAGCAUCAAAGGAUUCCAUAUACAGCUGUAUGUGUAUAUACAGUUAUUCACGUGUGUGUGGGUGUGUAUGUGGAUUUUUCUAUCACUAUCUCCGAUAGAAUACUACAUGUACCACAAGUACGCAGAAGUUUGCAGUAGAUUGCAGAUAUUGGUGCCAAUUUUGAGUUUCAGCAUUCUACGCAAUCCUAAAUAGGACAAAAACAAAACUGCACAAUUAAGAAAAGCACAUGUGCACAGACAAAGUUGACUGACCAAGUUAAAAUGUGUGCUUUUUUACAUACAUAAUCAAUACAUCUACAAUUGUACAUUCUAAACUAAUGGUAUUUGUACAAUACUAUAUAUUAGUUUAUUAGGUACUACUGGUACAAUCCCCCUUUCCACUAGUUAAGUGCUCUUUAUGACUAGUUGAUUGUAUUGAGAGUGAUUUUGUUAUUCAGAUUUGCAGUUUUUAGGUUUUUUGUGAUAUCAUACCUGUGUCUUUGGUGUCCGGAACAUCAUAGGUUUCAGUUUGGUAUUAGAUAUAAGUUACAUAUUAUGGUAAGAUCAUUUUUCUAUCCGUCUUUGGAGCAGGCUCUACUAAAUUAUAUAUCCUGGAGGCCAGCCCAAUAUAGUUACUUGGUUCAUGGGCUUCUUUGCCAGAAAAA